CUGCUAGAGUUGGGUUAAUGUUAUAAACAGCUGUUUUUUUUCUCGAUUUUAAGACUCAUGGCAGAAUGCAGGGAGAGUAGAACAACAUGUUGCACUCAGUUCAUUCGUGGGCUUCAGUGCGUGGAGAUAACUUCCAGUAGCCUAUCAUUUGUGAGUUUUUUCUUCUUCUCCAAAGUGGCGUUUGAUGAGGUAAUGUCUCGGAAAUAAUGUUAUUUCCAGUGGCAGUAUCAGCAGUAGCUUCGGGCCACACUAGUUUUGUUUUUAAACUUUAACCUAGCAUAGUCUUGCUAUCGGUUGGGACUUUUGUCGCUGGGCUUAGCACAAGUUGUGGAAAACCAUGAGGACAGAGGAGCAUCUACAGGAAGGGAUCGUUUUGCCGUGCGGGACAGGAGAGCGGGGCGGCUCAGAUCCAAAAUGAUUGAGCGUCUCCUGGAAUGGAGCCGUGUGUUUUGACCCACUCUGCCAUCCUGCAAGAAGUAUAGCUCACCGUCAGGAGGGGGCAGCGGUCCGACCGGCGUGGAGGGACACGGCGGAGGGACUCCUGGCCGCCGUGCUCAAACACAAACAAGACCGCUUGGCUUGAUGUGAGGCGACUUGGUUUUGGAGAUUAUGGUUGGAUAAGGCCUGCUGUUCUUUGGCCGCUGGUUCGCCAACGAAGGAAUAGACUUGUGCUUCUUUGAUUUCACUGCUUUCACUGUCGCAUUGUGUGGAUAAAAACAUUUAAAGGGAGACAGCGUCAGAAAGUUGAGAAAUUAGCUGUGAAUUUACGGCCACUCGAGAGUGCUCACGCGCGCCUGCGCAAUUACGCACGUACACAUACACACGCGCUCUCUUUGUUGUGAAGUUCAAUCUCCGUUGAAAGUCCGACAUUUUAAUUCCCGUUAUUGUCUGAACAAUUACAGUUUGGAUGAAUGUGUGAGGAUGGUGGAGAGCCGGAGUUGUGUCCAGAGGGAGGGGGUGUACCGCUGGUUCUCCUGCCUCACCUCAGCCCACAGAGCCGAUUUCCUGUGCGGCCUUCUGGACCUCUGCGUCCCCAUCGAGCUCCGCUUCCUCGGCUCCUGCCUGGAGGACUUGGCCCGCAAGGACUACCACUCCCUCCGGGAUGCAGAGAUCAAAGCCAACAACCCCGCCGACCUCUCUGGCCUCACCAACAUCACGGACGAGGUGGUGCGCAGCAAGCUGCUGGUGUCCCUCGCCCUGCUCGGCUCGGACAACAGGGAGGCGGCGGGGGUCCUGUACCGGACCCUGACUCACAUAGACACGGUGAUCAAUAACUACGGCUUGGCGCUGAAUGACGGGAGGACCGAGGAGCAGUUUCUUUUACUGUUUACCAUGGCCUCUUACCACCCGGCCUUUAGCUUCCACCAGAAGCAGGCGCUGAGGCAGCAGCUGAGCCAGAUCCACGACAUCCUGCAGGUGAGCAGGGGAGGAGGAGGAGAGGCCCAAGCCGUGGGCCCUGGCGGGGGUCGAUCUGCCGCGUGUUGUGCUCAGCCACAUUACCACUAUCACCAUCAGAGCGUGUCCCUGCCUCUGGCCUCGCUGCCCCCCGCACCCUGCUCCCCGCCCAAUGCCGGCGCUGCCUACCUGCCUCUGUCUGCUUGCCACCCCUGCCACACACACUGCAGCUGCUGGCACAAGAGCCAGACCAAAGAGGCCAGAGCAGGUUCAGGGCUCACUGCGGGACGACAAGACCAAGCUGUCAGCCGGGAGCUUCACCCUCCACAGCCGGACCUCCAUCCCCCUCCUCUUCCUACCCCUCCACCACUGCCACCUCCUCUACCUGCUGGACAGGGCCUGGAUGCAGCAGCACCAACCAAAAACCACCAGGGGAAAGCCGGAAAAGUGGUGAUUGAGAGAGUGGUGCUGAGAGGAGUGACACACACGUCUGAAGACACUAGUGAUUAUGUGUUCGAGGCCAGCUGGUCAGAUGGGUUUGUGUCAUCGGUUGUCAGAACUCGGCAGGAGGUGACAGAGCUGCUGAGCCAGCUGUCACAAGAAUUUCCUGAUGACGGAGUGGAGAAAUUCCUCCCGAAGUCCAUAGACAUGGAAGCCAGGUGUCUGACAGCGCUGCCCUGUCCUGCCCUCCAGCACCACAGUGUCCAGCUGUUCUUCACCUCCACCCGGCCUCUCUCACCCAACUGUCCUGCCUCCCUCCCCUCCCCCCUUCCUCCAUUACCCUCCUCCCUUCCUACGGCUCCUGUAGCCCCAACCUGCCCAUUUACCUCCAGCUCUAGUCUUGACUGUAUGGUUCAGUACAGAGGAGUGAACAGGGCGGUGUACAGAGUGGCUAGCAUCCAGCCCGUCGUCAGCACCCACAGCUCUGUCAUGCCUCGCCCCUUUCCUCACCUCUCCUCCCUCCCUCCCCCUCUUUCUCCCUCCAUUCCUCCUCCACAGAACUCCCCCCAGCUGUCCUCUCUCCCUCCCCCUGUGCCAUCUCUACCCACCCCGUGCCCCAUGACUGGUGGAGGGGAUACCUCCUCCCAGCCACAUCCCCAACACACUCCGUCCCACUCAUACUCCCAGCACCACCUACAUCCACAAAGCAGCAGUCAGUCUCUGCACCUGUCCCAUUCCCAUCCAACGUCCCACUCGCAUUCCCAGUCCCUUUCCUACCCCCAGUCCCAUUGCGUGUCUCGUUCCCAGUCCCUUACCCAGUCCCAGUGCCAGCCCAACACUCCAGAGCAGAACGGCAUCCUGGAAUGGCUCCGCAGGCUUCGGCUCCAUAAGUAUUACCCCGUCUUCAAACAGCUGACCAUGGAGGAGUUUUUAGCGCUGACAGAGGAGGACCUGGACAAGUACGACCUGACCCAAGGAGCAAAGAAGAAACUCAAGACUCAACUAGAGCUACAAAAGACUCAACUAGAGAUACAAAAGGAGAUGAAGAUGGAGAAGCGACCCUGCAGCAGCAUCGCUAGGGUGACGCCAUCCAGUCACAUGGGACCCUCAACACAUCCCACCUCCACUGCAGGUGUGUCAGGUCUGGACGCAGCGGGAGGGGGUCCAGAGAAGGACCGGUCCUGUCUCUUCAUCCUGAACUCCAGCUGCCCUGCAGGCUCCGCUCGCCCCACAGCCCAGGUUCUACCUGUCCAAACCGAUCCAGCUCCUCCUCCUCACCCUCCAUCCUGCUCCUCCCACCUCCCCCUAGGCCUCCCUCAGUCUCCCUACCACCCACAGGCCAGUUACCCCCAGACCCUGCUCUCCCCAGUCUCAAACCCAGCACGCAUCCUGACUUCCCCUCGUAAACCCAGGCCCCCUCCGCUGUGCACAGACGACAGGACCAAGCCGCUGGGCUCGGGCCUGCCUGUAGCCGCGGCAGGCUUCAGCCCAGGGCUCAGUGUGGGGGUGGGGCUAAGGCUGGAGAACCUCUUCUCUGGGCUGAACGUGGAUAGCUCCUCCACGCUCCAGGACUCGCUGGUUUGCCGUGGCAUGGCGGGGGGUGCCGUGGGUCUGAUGGUGGAAACCAGUUCUGCUCUGACUUCCACCUCCAACAGCCUCCACCACGUCUCCCACCCCCCUCUGCACUUCCACCUCUCGUCCUCCUCAUCGCCUUCUCCGUCUGGAUACUACUCCUACCCGUCUACUUCUUAUUCGUCGCCCAUUCCCUCCACAAAGUCUGGCAGUUCCAGUAGUGGUGGUGGCUGUGGAUUUGUUCCUAUGGCAACCGCAAGCAGUGUUCCUGUGGCAGCUGUGCCCUGCAACACUUACUACCCGUCCCAACAUACCUCUAGCCCCUCCCCUUCCCCCUCCUCUGCCUCUUCAUUGGAUCAGAGUCCAGGUCACACCCCCUCCAUGUGUGUGUGCAGCUUCUGCGGUUGUCGGGGGAACUGUGGUGCGUACGGGGCGUUGCCUGGAUAUGCAGCGGCCGGCUACCUGCAGCCAUUCUCGGCAGGCCCGUCGCUCUUCACCCUGGGUCCUCUGCUCCACCUCAGCCCCCUGCUUUCCUCAUCCAGCACCACCGGCGCCACGCCCUUCUCCUACCCAAUGAUGGUGCCGCCGCCCCUCUACAGUGCUCUGUCACAUGACCAGCAGCAGGGCUUUGCCAUCUACCAGCCCCAUGGCAUUGUGGGAAACGGAAGCCAGAAACGAGCAGCAGGGAAUGUGUCGUGUUAUAACUGCGGUGCCAGCGGCCACAGAGCAGAAGAAUGCAAACAGCCGGCCGUGGAUUCCGCACAGCAAGGGACAUUUCGACUGAAGUACACUCCUCAUUCUGACAGUAAGGACUCAGGGGACUAACCAUCAGAAACACUAGUGGAUUUCAGAUGUCAUACUCCUGACACACCUGUACCUCAUGUUCCUGCUGAAGCUAGUGGGCAGCAGCCACAGACCACCUUCCUCUGAGUAGCCAAAUGUCCAAAUGACUGUUGAUCUGAAAGCACAGACCCAUUGUGUCUUUUGUAAUUCUUUUACAGCAGCUUACUGAGAGAUCAGAGGAGGACAGAAAAGAAACAGAUUGGCGAGAAGAGGAGAGGCGCGGAUGUCACAGUCUGUGUCGUCAGAUUAGCUUUAAUCCUUCCUCCGUUCUGGAGAUCUGUAAAGUCUGGCUCGCUUUGUUUCAGAGAUGUAGCUAGAACUCUCCCUGUCAUGUUACCUAUUAUUGUGCACCGCAACCAGAGAGUCUCCAAAUCACCUUCCCAGCUAAAUGACUCAGCAUUUAUAGUUUUCUAGAUGGCUCACAAACCAAAGACUCAGCAUUCCAGAAUCCCCAUAACAUCCUGGGCACUUGGUCAAGUGCAUUUCUACUUGUCUGAAAUCAUGCCUUUAUUGUGACAGACUAGAUGCCUUGGAUAAAUGCCCAACCCCAGUGUUGUUUUCCCUUUGACUGGCUCUGCUGGUAUAAAACAUCUCAUACUAUCCUAUUCAAAGCCUCGAAGUAGCUCUUUUAUACAGUAUGUCUUGGGAUAAGAUCUGUUCUCUAUGUGUUGUACAGUAGAGCCCAGUUACUGUAGUUAAAAGCUGUGUUCCAGUUCAUACUACAUAUUAAUUAUAAGUAAACCCUGUAUACUAAUGUAGUAUAUGGGUUUCCAGCUGGAAAUCAACAGACCUUUGGUUUUACACUGACAGGAAAUUUUGUAAUGCUCAUUAAGCAAAGGCAAUCAAAAUCCAAAUUUUUAACCCAACUGCCAACAAGAGAAUAGUUGGAAAAUAGUGUCCGUCAUUAGCAUUUUUAGUUUCCACAUUGACUGCUACAUACUCAAAAGCUGCUUAAAAUGAAUGUGUAAGGAUUUGGGACACAGAUAAGAUUGACAGAGUUUAAACUAUAUUCCCUUCUUGGUCAUUGUCCUUGAAGUGAAGCAAAAGGGGUGGAGUGUGUGUGUGUGGUGGGGGGGGAGUUACCUUCAAGGUACUCUGUGGUAUUUUUUAACUCUUGUAACACAAGGGAGUAAUGUACUCAAAUGUCCAAAGUGAAUACAACAGCUUUGCCAGCCCAAAGUUAGAGUUCCACAACUAACGUUACACAUAUCCUAUACAAGUAUAAUUGUACUUGUACACAAUUGUAUGUGCAAUUUGUGUCCCCCUCAAUAAUUGCUCUUAAGAAAUUUAAGAAGUUUAUUGCCGCCCCUAUUAGUUAGAUGAAAUGUAUACCCAUGACUAAGGAUCACAGUACAAGUUUGAAUCCAACAUACGAUGGCUAUGAGUCAAGAAAUGUGGACAUGGGGACACAGCGUAACCCUCAUCAUUGGAGUGGGUGUGGACAGGUGACACUCUGAAACUGGAAUCCCUUUUCAGCAGCUGAGGGGUCACAGAGGGAUACUGCACCAGCCACCUUCUUUUUCCAUGAAAGCCCUUCCCCUUAGGGGCGAUCUGCAGUACAGCCUCUCUAUCUCUGAGCCAGCCUGAGAGCAAAAUGCCCUCCUCUAUGCCAAGACAAUCAGAAUGCACUCUGAAUAUUUCCAGAAACGUUGUGUUUGCAUUGUUAGUUCACACACCAGUGUUCAUUUCAAAGUGCCAAUUUGUUUUCACUUCAGUUUGAUGAUGUUUGAAAUUUCAAGGUGGUGUAAUGUAAUGUUGAGCAGCCUGUAUGUUAAUCGUUAAGUUGUACUCACUCCCGGAGAGAUGGAGUUGACUCUAUUUGUAAUUAAUAAGCACAGUCUUUAUGCAAAUGAUAAUUUAGGACUGUUCAAAUUGGAAAGAUUCUAAGUAAGUUGGAAUAUGUUUCACAGUGUAUUCACUGUGAGUGAGUUACUGGGCCGGACCCAGAGUACUACAGACACGAGGCCAGCUGGUCCUUCAGAUGAAACUCUAUCUGUACCCCUGGAGGGCACAGCACCCAUUUCAAAACUGAACUUCCAGUAUCUGUAACAAUUUCUGUUUGAUGUUUAAAAUAAGACAACAAUGUUUUUUUGUAUUAUACAAUAAAUGUAUUUUCACCGAAAUCAGGGGCUCACAAUCAACCAGCCAGACGUUGAUUGUGCAGCUCAGUUUUCAUUUACAUUUCUGUAAAGAUGCUUUCUGUCUUUACAGAAACACUUUGUACAUUUUGGUUGCACAAUACAAGAAAAAAUUGCCACCAUAGAUACCAAAGAGUGCCUUCCUUUGAGGUUUGUAGACCUCAUUUCCACUGCGUGGUUCAGCUAACAACAACUACGGAAGACGAUAAGGGCCA
Messenger RNA from Etheostoma cragini (Arkansas darter), 6604 nucleotides. It is a transcript of the gene zcchc14, whose product is annotated as zinc finger, CCHC domain containing 14. The record is from RefSeq and is a predicted model, not a curated record. Gene Ontology annotation, molecular function: zinc ion binding; nucleic acid binding; protein binding. Lineage: Eukaryota; Metazoa; Chordata; Actinopteri; Perciformes; Percidae. The transcript has 13 exons. Bases 922 to 4233 code for a protein of 1103 amino acids.